AUGUCUGGAGCACCAUCAGGAAGCGGCUCUUUAGAAGACCGCAUCUCCAAACCAGAGUCUACCUCAUGGGCAGAUGAAGUAGCCUCUCCCGCAACCGAGAAUCCACCACCAAUUGCAAAUGUGGAAGCGAAAGAGCCGGAGCCAGCACCACAGGAUAACGGACAAGUCGAUGGAGCUACAGAACCGUUCGGGGGAUCGCAGCUGGAAGAGCCUGAUUUCGAGGUGGAGGUCAAAUUGGCGGACAUGCAGGCAGAUCCUAACAACCCCCUCUUCUCGGCCACUUCCUUUGAGCAACUAGGGCUCAACGAAAAUAUCCUCAAAGGCGUUGUGAGCAUGAACUUCCGAAAACCGUCAAAAGUCCAAGAGAAGACUCUUCCCCUCCUCCUUAUGAACCCUCCUCAAAAUUUGAUCGGUCAAUCUCAAUCUGGGACUGGCAAGACCGCGGCUUUCGUGUUGAACAUUCUACACCGUCUCGAUCUUAGCAACGAACAGAUGCGCAAGACUCCACAGGCACUGGUUUUGGCUCCCAGCAGAGAGCUUGCUCGUCAGAUCGAGGGUGUGGUCAAAGUCAUGGGGUCUUUCGUGGAUGGUCUGAUUGUGGCCGCUGCCAUUCCUCAAGAUGCUGCAAGCCGCUCGCGAAAAAUCGAAGCGUCAGUGAUCGUCGGAACCCCUGGCACGGUCCAGGACAUGAUUCGCAAGCGAUCCAUGGAUGUCAAAUCAAUCAAAGUGCUGGUUCUCGAUGAGGCUGACAAUAUGCUCGAUCAACAAGGUCUCGGUGAUCAGUGCAUUCGUGUCAAGUCGAUGCUACCCAAAAACCUUCAAGUCGUCUUGUUCUCCGCCACUUUCCCAGACAACGUCGUCCUAUAUGCCGAAACCUUUGCUCCAGGUGCCAAUCAGUUAACUCUUCAGCACAAGGAUUUGACGGUCGAGGGUAUCAAACAGAUCUACCUGGACUGCGACAGUGAUGAAGCCAAGUACGAAGUCUUGGUCAGAUUCUACGGUCUCAUGACGAUUGGCUCAUCCAUCAUCUUUGUCAAGACUCGAGAAACUGCACACAACAUUGAACGACGAAUGACUGCCGAAGGCCACAAGGUAGUGUCAUUAACCGGAGGCAUCGAAGGGGCGCAGCGCGAUGUCAUCAUAGAUGCAUUCCGCAUGGGUCAUGCGAAGGUUCUUAUCACAACCAACGUCCUCGCUCGUGGUAUCGACGUCCAGUCCGUGUCGAUGGUUGUCAACUACGAUGUCCCGGACAGAUUUGUCGGAGGUGGUCGAUACGUUGCAGAUCCUCAAACAUAUCUUCAUCGUAUCGGUCGAACCGGUCGAUUUGGACGUGUGGGUGUGGCUGUGACAUUCGUCAGCAGUCGACGCGACUGGGAGAUGUUGAUGGAAAUCCAGAAAUACUUCAAUACGCACAUGACCAAGGUCUCGACGGAUGAUUGGGACGAACUCGAGGAGCAGGUCUCGAGGAUUAUCAAGAGUUCGAGAGCGGGUUCAAAUUUUAUGGAGGGGGCGAAUAUGUCCAUGCAAUCGUGA
Messenger RNA from Fonsecaea multimorphosa CBS 102226, 1533 nucleotides. RefSeq lists its product as uncharacterized. Lineage: Eukaryota; Fungi; Ascomycota; Eurotiomycetes; Chaetothyriales; Herpotrichiellaceae. Gene Ontology annotation, cellular component: cytoplasmic stress granule. Gene Ontology annotation, molecular function: ATP binding; RNA helicase activity; translation initiation factor activity. The record is from RefSeq and is a predicted model, not a curated record. The transcript is spliced from 4 exons. Bases 1 to 1533 code for a protein of 510 amino acids. Gene Ontology annotation, biological process: cytoplasmic translational initiation.